UCCCUCUCUCUCACUCUCUCUCUUUCUCUCUCUCUCCCUCUCAGAACUUUUUUUUUUUGCUUUUUUAAAAUGGUUUAGAAAGAGAGGGAAUAAGCAUUUUCAGUCUGGUCGGGAUGCAGGAGUGUCAUAGCCUGAGGGUAGGAAGGAGAGGCGCUUUGAUUUAACCCAUCGGGGUCCUCUGCACCGACGCCCCCCCCCCCCCCAAACUCCCACCCCUCCCGCCACAGAGCCGCUGACAGAGGGGGGUCGACUGCGCGCUCCGCUACAGGGUGAGAGGGAAGGACUCUGCUGUUACUGUUAUUAAUAUUUGGUAGUUUUUUUUGCGCGUGUGCGUUUAUGGCUGCGUUGAGGGAUCCCGUCGCCGUGUGGAGCUGCCUCCUGGCGCUCUGCGUUCACGUGCGGCCGGCCGGCUGCUGGCCCGCCCUGCAGCAGCAGCAGCUGCAGCUGCAGCAGCCGCGCGCGCCGCCGCCGCGCCUCAACCUGUCGGAGAGCGCUGAGGGCAAGGUGGAGCGGCUGGGCCAGACCUUCAAGCGCAGCGUGCGGCUGCUGCGGGAGAGGAGCGCCCGGCUCGACCUGGUCUUCCUGGUGGACGAGUCGUCCAGCGUGGGCGCCGCCAACUUCCAGAGCGAGCUGCGCUUCGUCCGCAAGCUGCUGUCCGACUUCCCCGUGGUGCCCUCGGCCACCCGCGUGGCCCUGGUCACCUUCUCGUCCAAGACGCACGUGCUGGCGCGCGUGGACCACGUCUCCGCACCCCGCUCACACCAGCACAAGUGCUCCCUCUUCAACCAGGAGAUCCCCGCCAUCACCUACCGCGGCGGGGGCACCUACACCAAGGGGGCUUUCCAGCAAGCUGCGAAAAUAUUGAGUCACUCGCGUGAGAACGCCACCAGGGUGAUCUUCCUCAUCACGGACGGGUACUCCAACGGCGGGGACCCCCGGCCCGUGGCCGCCCUGCUGCGGGCCCAGGGGGUGGAGAUCUUCACCUUCGGGAUCUGGCAGGGCAACAUCCGGGAGCUGAACGACAUGGCCUCGCACCCCAAAGAGGAGCACUGCUACCUGCUGCACAACUUCGCCGAGUUCGAGGCGCUGGCCCGUCGCGCAUUGCAUGAAGAUCUCCCGACGGGCAGCUACAUCCAGGACGAGGCGUCGCGCUGCUCGUCGCUGUGCGAGGAGGGCCGGGACUGCUGCGACCUGAUGGCCAGCUGCAAGUGCGGCACGCGCACGGGCCAGUACGACUGCGUCUGCGAGAAGGGCUACUACGGCAAGGGCCUGCGGCACGAGUGCACAGCCUGUCCUCCUGGUACAUAUAAGCCCGAGGGCUCACCUGGAGGGCUGGGUACCUGUAUCCCCUGCCCCGAUGAGCACCACACCUCCCAGCCUGGCAGCACCUCCACUAAAGACUGCGUCUGCAAACCUGGGUACAGCCCAGCGGGCAAGACCUGUGAGGUGGUUCACUGCCCAGAGAUUUACCCACCAGAAAAUGGCUUCUUCAUCCAGAAUGCGUGCAACAACCACUUCAACGCUGCCUGUGGGAUUCGCUGUAAGCCUGGGUUCGACUUGGUGGGCAGCAGCAUCCGCCUGUGCCAGCCCAACGGUGGCUGGUCGGGCUCAGAGCCCAGCUGCAGAGUCCGCACGUGUCCCCCGCUCUCUCCACCUCGGCACGGGCGCAUAAACUGCACGGAGGGCAGCGCCUCCUACAGAACGAGGUGCGAAGUGCGCUGUGCCGCGGGGUACAAGCUGGAGGGCAGCACGCGGCUCACCUGCCAGGCCAACGCCCAGUGGAGCGGGACCCAACCUCGGUGUGUGGAGAUCCGCUGUCCUCCGAUGAUGACUCUUAAAAAUGUACUGCUGUCGCCCCCUACCUGCGGAGAGAAGGAUGUGAAGGCCGGCACGGUGUGCCAGCUGGCCUGUCGCCAAGGUUACAGGCUCCUGGGAGACCUGGAGGUGCGGUGUCUUCCCUCAGGAGACUGGAGCACCAGUGUGCACAAGGCAACCUGUAAAGACCUGGAGCCUCCUCAGAUCACCUGCCCCAGGGACGUCAUGGCGGAGACAGCGGAGCACCACGGCUCGGCCAACGUCAGCUGGGACGCUCCAAGGCCCCAGGACAACUCUGGGGAGGAGGUAGUGGUUCAGAUGACUCCGAUCUUCACCCCUCCUCAGAUGUUUCCCAUCGGAGAGGAGAGCAUCACGUACAUGGCCACCGACGGUUCAGGAAACAGGGCUAACUGCUCCUUCACUGUCAGGGUCAUAGAUACGGAGCCGCCUGUGAUUGACAGGUGCAGAUCCCCACCCCCUUUCCAGACUACAGAGACGGAAACUGUUGUUGUGUGGGAGGUGCCUCAGUUUUCAGACAAUUCAGGGGGCCCACUGAAGAUCUCCAGCACCCACUCCCCAGGGUCUGUGUUCCCAACGGGAGAGACUGUGGUGCGAUACACAGCCACUGACCCUUCCGGAAACAACCGCACCUGUGACCUGCAUGUCAUCAUUCAAGGGUCCACAUGUGAGCAGCCCUUUGAGCCUGUGAAUGGGGAGUUCUCCUGUACAGAGGAGGACGGGGGUGUCAACUGCACCCUGCACUGUAAGGACGGGUACAGCUUCACCCAAGAGUCCGUCCAGAGCUACUUCUGCGCCAACAAUGGCUUGUGGAACCCGCCAUACUCUUCAGACCAGACCGACUGCUCCUUGAACCGCAUCGCUAAUAACGGCUUCAAGCCCUUUGAAAUGCUGUUCAAAGCCUCGCGCUGCGAUGACCAGGACCUGCUCAAGUCCUUCACCGGGGACUUCAACACCGCGCUGGGCGGAACGAUCCCAACAUUCUGCAGCGGUGAUGAUAUCUCCUGCAAGCUGGAGAUGAUGUCACAGGGCCAAUGCCUCGAGUACAACUAUGAUUAUGAAAAUGGAUUUGCCAUCGGUCCUGGAGGUUGGGGCAGUAACUGGGGGCCCCAGGACGGACAGGAGUAUGCAUAUUUUGACGUGGGCUUUGCCACUGACCGCCAACCAUCCAAGCAACAGCAGGGUGUCACCACCCAAAGGACCCACCCACUGAGGACUAAACGGCACCGCAAGCCAAUCGGACCCACCCGGGACCAGAAGAUCCAGAUCUUCUUCAACAUCACAGCAAGCAUUCCAUUGCCCUUGUCGAGGAACGACUCGGCGGAGGUGGCCAAUCAGAAGCGGUUGCUGCGGACGCUGGAGCAGCUGACCAAUCGGUUGAAGAGGACGCUGAGCAGGCAGCCCCUGUCCACCUUCAACAUUGCGUCGGAGAUGAUCGUGGCUGACCCAAAGUCCCUGGAGAGUCGAAAAGCCUCCUUGUACUGCAGGCCGGGGUCCGUGCUGAACGGACGGAUGUGUGUUCAAUGUCCAAUUGGAACGUACUACUCCCUGGAGUACACCACUUGCGAGAGCUGCUGGAUUGGCUCCUACCAGGACCUGGAGGGCCAGAUGGAGUGCAAAGUGUGUCCAGAUGGGUUCUCCACAGCCUAUCUGCACUCCCGCAGCGAAGCCGAGUGUAAAGCGCAGUGCAAGCCAGGGAGUUUCUCUCUGAACGGGCUGGAGACCUGUGAGUCCUGCCCGCUGGGACAGUACCAGCCUGGAUUUGGCUCAAGACUCUGCCUGCCUUGCCCAGGGGACACCACGACUGUCAACAGAGGGGCGGUGGACAUAGGAGAAUGCGGAGUCCCAUGCUCAGCCGGACACUUCUCCCGGUCAGGGCUGGUGCCCUGCUACCCCUGCCCACGAGACUACUACCAGCCCGAGGAGGGGCGGUCCUUCUGCCUGUCCUGCCCCUUCUAUGGAACCACCACCAUCUCCGGGGCAACCACCAUCCAGCACUGCUCCAGCUUCGGCUCCAGCUUCCUGCCCAAGGAGGAGAGCAUGACGACCCCCCCAAAAGUCGCCCGUGUGGACUACCAGGCCAGCAGCCAGGUGUUCCACGAGUGCUUCCUCAAUCCCUGUCAGAACAGGGGGACAUGCGAGGAGGUGGGGGCCGGUUACCUGUGCACUUGCCUACCUGGUUUCACAGGAUCGAAGUGCGAGAGCGACAUUGAUGAAUGCGACUCCAUUCCGUGCCAGAACGGUGGGAUCUGCAAGGAUGGCAUGGGGGAUUUUGUGUGCGAGUGCCAGCCUGGCUACGUGGGCUCGCUGUGCGAAGCUGAGGUGAACGAGUGCAGCUCUAACCCCUGCGUGAACGACGGCGUCUGCGUGGACGAGGUUAACCAGUUCACCUGCAGCUGCCUGGAUGGCUACACAGGUGUGUUCUGUGAACUGGAGAUUGAUGAAUGUCUGUCCAGCCCGUGUCUGAACGACGGGGUGUGUAAGGACCUGGCAGGAGGGUACGCCUGCACCUGUGCCCAGGGGUUUGCCGGGGACAGCUGUGAGGUCAAUGUGAAUGAGUGCUCUAGCGCCCCCUGCCUGAACGGAGGCACCUGCUCAGAUGCCGUCAAUGAUUUCAUGUGCCAGUGCCCCAGCGGAUACACAGGCAGGCUGUGUGAGGUGGAUGUGAACGAAUGUGACCCCAGCCCUUGUCUGAACGGAGCCACCUGUGUGGACGGCCAGGGCUCCUUCACCUGCCGGUGCCCUCCUGGGUUCAACGGAACCAGGUGUGAGACAGAGAUGUCCUCCUCCUUCAACCUGGACUUUGAGGUGUCCGGUAUCCAUGGUUUCGUCAUGAUGGAUGGUGUCAUGCCUCCCCUCAAGGAGAUCACUUGCACGUUCUGGAUGAAGUCAUCAGACACCACCAACUAUGGCACGCCCAUCUCAUAUGCGGUGGAGGGUGGAAGUGAUAAUGCCUUCCUGCUGGUGGACUACAAUGGGUGGGUCGUGUACGUGAACGGGAAGGAGAGGAUCACGGACUGCCCGGCGGUCAACAACGGGCGCUGGCACCACAUCGGCGUGACCUGGAGGAGCAGGGACGGGGACUGGAAGGUCUACAUCGACGGGGGGCUCUCGGACGGAGGGAAAGGCUUGUCGGUUGGCACCACUAUCCCAGGCGGAGGGGCGCUAGUUCUGGGGCAAGAUCAGGACCAGAGGGGCGAGGGGUUCAACCCUGUGGAGUCUUUCGUGGGGUCCAUCAGCCAGCUCAACAUCUGGGACCGUGUUCUCACGGCACAGCAAAUCAAAUCACUGGCCACCAGCUGCCCCAAAGACAUUUCCAGAGGCAACGUGUUGGCCUGGUCAGACUUCCUCACUGGGGUCAUUGGGAGGGUGAAGACCACAGCAAGCAGCAUCUUCUGUGCCGACUGCCCCCUGCUGGAGAAUGCCGUCCCUCACCUGCGCGCUCUGAGCCCUGCGGUCAGUCCUGGCUCCCAGGUGCAGCUGUCCUGCGAUCCCGGCUUCUACCUGGAGGGGGAGUCGGUGCAGCAGUGCCUCAACAAGGGGGCGUGGAGCCACCCCCUGCCCCGCUGUGACAGGGUGAACUGUGGCCCUCCUCUACCCCUGGAGUUUGGCCUUUACUUUGGAACUGAUUUUCACGCUGGCAGUUCUGUGACAUACCAAUGUAAUUCCGGCUUCUACCUGCUGGGGGAGGCCAAGAUGCCCUGUGACAAUAGCGGAACCUGGAAAGGGAACCCCCCAGCCUGCCUGGACGUGGAUGAAUGUGCCCUCGGCUCAGACUGCGACACGCACGCUAGGUGCCAGAACACAGACGGCUCCUACACCUGUACCUGCGUGCACCCGUACAGCGGCGACGGCAAGAACUGCACAGAACCAGUGAAAUGUAAGGACCCAGGUUUUCCAGAAUUCGGCCAUCGAGACGGCAGCAACUUCAUAAUGGGAAGUGAGGUGGUCUUCACCUGUGAGGAGGGCUACGAGCUGAUUGGCUCAUCCCACAUCACAUGUUUGGAGUCGGGAACCUGGGAUCUCCCUUUCCCGUACUGCAGAGCCCUAUCCUGUGGCAGCCCCAAAGUCCUGGAAAAUGGAUUCGCGACGGGGAAGAACUUCACUUUCGGAAGCAAGGUGACUUUCAGCUGCAAGAAAGGGUUUGUGCUGAGGGGUCCGGCCGAGAUCCAGUGCCUGGCGAGCCUGAAGUGGAGCACAGCGCCCCCUGUCUGUGAGCCCGUUGCCUGCGGCGAGCCCCCGAUCGUCCAGAACGCAAAUGUCACCCUCACCGGACAGACCUUCCUGUCAACAGCCACCUACACAUGCACCGAGGGGUACAGACUGCAGGGUCCCGCGGAGGUGCUCUGCGAGGCCUCGGGGCAGUGGAGCGGCCGCGCCCCCCUGUGCGCCAGGGUGGACUGCGGGGACCCCCCCGCCCUGAGGGACGCCGCGGCGCUGGGGAGCAACUUCACCCUGGGGAGCCAGGUGCACUACACCUGCAAAGAAGGGUACACUCUGAUUGGUCCUGAGACGCGGGAGUGCCUUCCGAGCGGCGAGUGGAGCGAGAGCUCCGCCCAGUGCGUGCCGCGCUCCUGCGGCCCGCCCCCUCCGAUCCCCCACGCCUUCCCGGAGGCGGGCCACCAGCUGUUCGGCGACACCGCCAUCUACUUCUGCGCCGACGGCUACAUCGCCGCCAACAACUCCAAAGUCCUGUGCGACUCCCGGGGGGUCUGGGUGCCGCCGGAGGGCCAGGAGACGCCCCGCUGCAUCGCCAACUUCUGCCAGCGCCCGCCCGACCUGCCCCACGCCAUCCUGGACUCGGUCAACAAGCCCAAGUACACCAGCAACGCCGAGGUGAGCUACAAGUGCGAGGAAGGCUUCAUGCUCAACACCACGGCGACCCUGAGGUGCACCGUGGGAGGGGCGUGGGCGCCCUCGCCCUUCGACGUCGGCUGCGUGCCCGUGCGCUGCGCCAAGCCCGUGGGCAUCCAGCACGGGUACGUGAGCGGGACCAACUACAACUUUGGGGCGGUGGUGGCCUACAGCUGCGACAAGGGCUUCCUGAUCAGGGGGGAGAAGAGGAGGACCUGCAAGGCCGACGGGGAGUGGGGCGGGACCCUGCCGUCCUGCCAGCCCGUGUCCUGCCAAAACCCGCCCCCCCUGAAGAACGGCUUCAUCGAGACCGAAAGCCUCUUCGUGUUCAACAGCAAGGUAACGUACGCCUGCGAGGCCGGCUUCCGCCUGGCAGGCAAGCCGGAGCGCGUGUGCCAGGCCAAUCGGCAGUGGUCCAACGAAGACCCGCCCUCUUGCGUCCUGCUCACCUGCGAGGCCCCUCCCGCCAUCCCGCACGGGCGCUACAGGGGCUCCCGGUUCCAGGUGGGCCAGAAGGUGGAGUACGUCUGCGACGAGGGGUACGAGCUGACGGGGGACGCCGUCUGGACCUGCCUGAAGUUCGGGAAGUGGGACGCGUCCAGGACGCCCCAGUGCACCCCGGUCCAGUGCCCCGAGCCCCCGCUGGAGGAGAACCACCUGGUGCUCCAGAGCCUGGACUCGGAUUCGGGGACGGUCCAGCUCUCCUGUGAGGACGGCUACGUCCUGCACGGGGCCCGGUACCUCCGCUGCACGCCGAGGCAGGAGUGGAACGACACCUUCCCCGUCUGCAAGCAGGUCUUCUGCGGCCCGCCCCCGGAGGUGUCCUUCGGGGACCCCUCGCCGGCGCCCUCCUACUUCGGGAGCGUGGUCACCUACACCUGCAUGGACGGGUUCACGCUGAGGGCGCGGGGCGCCGUCGCCUGCCAGGCGGACGGCCGCUGGAGCAGCCCCUUCCCGGAGUGCGUCCCGGUGGAGUGCCCCCAGCCCGAGGAGGUGGAGCACGGCAUCGUGGACGUGCAGGGCCUGAUGUACCUGAGCAUGGCCGUGUACGGCUGCCGGCCGGGCUACAGCCUCCGCGGCAACGCCACCGUGCUGUGCGGCCACCGCGGCCGCUGGAUCGGGGGCGCGCCCUCGUGCCAGCCCAUCGAGUGCGGCGCGCCCAGGGAGAUCGCCCACGGCGUGGCGUCCUACGCCAAGCUCCAGUUCGGCCACGCCGUCACCUACUCCUGCCUGCAGGGCUUCCGCCUGGAGGGGCCCGAGACGCUGAGCUGCCUGGCCUCGGGCCAGUGGGACAGGGAGCCCCCCGCCUGCGUCCAGAUCUACUGCACCCCGCCCCGGCCCAUCGACAACGGCUUCGUGGAGGGCCUGGACCACAAGUACGGCGUGACCAUCUUCUACAGCUGCUUCCCCGGGUACCAGCUGAUGGGCCAGAACCACCUGACCUGCGAGGAGACGGGCUGGUCCAGCCCCACGCCCUUCUGCGUGCUGGCCGACUGCGGCCUGCCCCCCCACGUGGACUUCGGGGAUUACGUGAAGGUGCAGGACCCCAGCGGGGAGGCGGGCGUGGUGGGGCCGGGCGGCGGGGCGGCGGACCUGAUGUUCCUGCAGGGCGUGGUGAUCGCGUACCGCUGCCAGGCCGGGUACGAGCUGAGCGCCGCCGCGCCCCUGGCCUGCCAGGAGGACGGCUCCUGGAACGGGACGGCCCCCCAGUGCCUGCCGGCCAGCUGCGGCCCCCCCCCCGGCCCCGAGCACGGCUCGGUGGCCGUUUCGGACGCGGCGUCGGGCGCCCUGGCAGAGUACAGCUGCGAGGAGGGCUACCGGCUGGAGGGCCAGUCCGUGCGCCAGUGCCUCUCGGGGCGGCGGUGGAGCGAGAGCGCGCCCGUCUGCAGGCCCGUGUCCUGCGGGGACCCCGGGGCCCUCGCCAACGGCUCCGUCCUGGGAGACUCCUUCCUGUUCCCCGCCGCGGUGCGCUACGAGUGCGCGGAGGGCUUCCUCCUGCGGGGCAGCGGCGCCAGCGCCUGCCUGGCCGACGGGCGGUGGGACGGCGAGAAGCCGCGGUGCGAGCCCGUGUCCUGCGGGGCCCCCGAAACCCCGGCCGGCGUGGAGGUGGAGGGGGACGAGCACACCUUCAACAGGCAGGUGGCGUACAGCUGCAAGCCCGGCUGGGUGCUGGAGGGGCCCGCCAGCAGCCUGUGCCUGGCCAACGGGAGCUGGAGCCACGCCGGGCCCUCCUGCCAGCCCGCCGUGUGCGGCAGGCCCCCCGUGGUCCUCAACGGCCACUUCCUGGGCUCGGACUUCGGCUACGGCGCCGAGGUGCGGUACGAGUGCGAGGAGGGCCACACCCUGACCGGCAGUCCCCGCCUGGUGUGCGGGGGCAACGGGCUUUGGGACGCCCCGCCCCCGCGGUGCGUCAUCAACACCUGCGACCCGCCGAAAGACAUCAGCCACGGCUACCUGAACAGGAGCAGCUUCAGCUUCCAGGACGUGGUGGAGUACCUGUGCUUCGAGGGCUACCAGGUGGUGGGGAACCCUUUCUUGCGCUGCUCGGCGGCGGGCACCUGGGUGGGCACGGUGCCCGAGUGCCGCCCGUGCGCCUGCGCCCAGCCGGUCCUGAAGUACGGGGCGGUGUUCGGCAGGGAGUACGCCUGCGGGGACCGGGUCCGCUUCCUGUGCGACGGGGGCUACCGGACCCUGGGCCCCACGGAGGCCACCUGCGAGAGGGGCGGGGUCUGGAGCCCGGGCGUGCCCGUCUGCGUGAGGGAGAGGUGUUCCGCCCCGCCCCCCGUAGUGCCCAACGCCGUCCUGCAGGGGGCCAGCGCCACCUCGCCCGACACCGUGACCUACAGCUGCAGGCCGGGCUACCGGAUGAUUGGCUACCCCCACCUCACCUGCACCAGGAGCGGCAGGUGGAGCGAGCCCCACCCCAUGUGCAAGCCCGUGUCCUGCGGCCCCCCUCCGCCCGUCCCUAACGCGCAGAUCAUCGGGAGUGCCUUCACCUUCGGGAGCCAAGUACGCUACAGCUGCGUGAAAGGGUACGAGCUGGAGACGGAGGCGGAGUCUCUGAGUUGCCUGAGCGACGGCAGCUGGUCACCCCAUGCCGUCAGGUGCAGGCCGCGGCCCUGCGCUCUACCCGCCAACCUCACCAAGGUCAUCAUCACAGGGGAGGAAGUCACCCCCAAGGGCAGGACCAUCACCCUGUCCUGUGAGGAGGGGUAUCAGCUGGAGGGGCCCGCCAUGUCUGAAUGCCAGCCUGGCGGCAGCUGGUCUCCACCAUUCUCCUCUGGCACCUGCGUGCCAGUCAGCUGCGGAAAGCCCCUCCCCCUUCACCAUGGCAACGUUGUGGGCGACAGCUUUAACUUUGGUGACUCAGUCAUCUACAAAUGCCUACCUGGGUUCCAGAUUCAGGGUGAUUCCAUAAAGAUCUGCCAAGGAGAUAAGACGUGGAGUGGCUCUCACCCUGUGUGUAAUGCUGUGUCAUGUGGUCCGCCCCCUGCUGUGGAGAAUGCCGUUGCUAUGGCAACAGGUGAAACAUACCAAAGUAAUGUGAGUUACCUGUGCAACUCUGGCCAACAACUGGUUGGCCUUCAGAACCUCACCUGUCUUGCCGACGGAACAUGGAGCCAGCCCGCACCAAAGUGUGAGGCUGCGCAGGUUUGUGAGACCCCCAGAGAGCCACUGAAUGGCAAGAUGCAAGAACACCUCCUGGCCACUGGGGGCGCUGUUGAAUUCCAGUGCGACACGGGCUACACUCUGCAGGGCGAAUCGCUCAUCCACUGCUUGAGCAAUGGCUCCUGGAGCUCUGAAUUCCCCACUUGUGCACCCAAGCCCUGCCCCCCGCCCCCAGGGCAUGAGGAAAUGAGCAGCCACGCAACUCAGGACAAGUUCUUUGUGGGCCAGAGGGUGUCUGUCACCUGUCCGAAGGGCUAUCAGACCCAGGGCGUGGUCACCGUCACCUGCAAGAGUGACCAGACGUGGACCUCCACCAACGCGGCCUGUGAGAGGGUCGCCUGCGGUCCCCCGCUCCACGUGGCCAACGGCGUGGUGCGAGGGGCGGUCUUCCAGUUCGGAGACACGGCCGUGUACUCGUGCUUCGGAGGGUACGGCAUGGCGGGCUCCAGCAGGAGCGUUUGCCUGGAGAACGGCACCUGGACCCCGCCUCCCACCUGCAAAGCUCUGUGCUGGCUCCAGUGUCAGAACGGAGGGGUGUGCCUGAAGCCCAACACCUGCUCCUGUCCCGAAGGCUGGAUGGGCCGACUGUGCGAGGACCCUAUCUGCAUUCUGCCGUGUCUAAACGGGGGUCGCUGCGUGGCUCCGUACCAGUGCGAAUGUCCCACGGGCUGGACAGGGACGCGAUGUCACAGCGCGGUCUGUUCCUCGCCUUGUUUGAAUGGUGGGAGAUGCAUCAGGCCAAACCGAUGUCACUGCAGCCAGGGAUGGAGUGGACACAACUGUUCCAGGAAAAGGAAAUCAGGAUAUUUUCACUUUUAAAACUGAGAUGCUACUCCACAUGAGGUGCUCUUCAGAAUGAUAUUGUAUUCUUGCUGAGGUAGAUAUGGAACAUGAAAAUCAUUGUAAACCAUAAUUUUUUAAAUACUUUUUUUGUAAAAUAAAGCUGUAUUUUUUCAUAUAGAAAAUCAACAGUAUUAAUUAUAUGCUGCUAUAUACUUUUACUUGUAUUAUGUGUAAAAACUAUGAUGCGAUUGUCCAAUGUAUAUGUGUAAACUAUUCUCACAUUUUUAUUAAAGCAUAAAACACAUAUCAACAUCA
Molecule: messenger RNA, 11454 nt
Organism: Anguilla anguilla (European eel)
Lineage: Eukaryota; Metazoa; Chordata; Actinopteri; Anguilliformes; Anguillidae
Gene: svep1
Product: sushi, von Willebrand factor type A, EGF and pentraxin domain containing 1
Exons: 49
Coding region: 337-11175 (3612 amino acids)
Molecular function (GO): calcium ion binding
Source: RefSeq, a predicted model, not a curated record